GUAUAAACUGUUAACUGUUAUCAAUUUCAGAUAUUUCUUGAAUGCAAUUUUAGAUCGUGUGUCAUAGUUUUUUUUCCAAAAUGAAAUUCUGUUCAAUGAUAUUGUUUUCCUUUUUAUUGCACUCGUGUCAAUUAAGUGCAGGCUUUUCUCCCCUGUCUGUUCUUGCUGAUUUUUUUUCCUCCAGUUAUGAAAAGUUGAGGUGUCCUUUCAAUGACUGCUGCAAUGAUUACUGGAUACCCAACAACAUCACAAAACUGCAAUUAAUGAUAACAAAUGAAGUCUUUGGCCAGCAUAUUGCUACAGAGAUUGUAGCAAGACAGAUCAUGGCUCACUUGGAAAACCCCAAUCCGUCAAAGCCUCUAGUGAUGAGUUUCCAUGGAUGGACAGGGAAUGGCAAGAACCAUGUUGCUUAUUUGAUAGCAAAGAGCCGUUACAAGGAGGAAACUAAGAGCCAGUUCUAUCACCAUUUCAUGGCCACAGUACACUUUCCUCAUCAGGAACAUGCACAAUUAUAUCAGGAUCAAAUCAGAUCAUGGGUGAAGGGAAAUGUUAGUUAUUGCCCUCAUUCGCUUUUCGUUUUUGAUGAAGUUGACAAGAUGCCUUCAGGAGUGCUGGAUGGCAUCAGAGCUUAUUUGGAUUAUAUUGAUAUUGUAGACGGUGUUGACUACAGGAAAUCCAUUUUUAUUUUCCUGAGCAAUACUGGGGGUAAAGAAAUCACCAAAAGAGUCCACGACGUCUGGUUGACUGGAAAUGUGAAACGGGAAGAAUUGACAGUCAAAGACUUUGAGAGACUCGUAGAGAUGGGAGCUUUCAAUGAACAAGGUGGAUUUCAUCAAAGCCACCUGAUUCAAAAGAGUCUGAUUGACGUCUAUGUUCCAUUCUUACCAAUGGAAAAAUCACACGUCCGUCUCUGCGCGGAAAACGAGUUUAAAAGGCAAAAUUAUGUUCCUAAAAAUAAAGAAGCAGCUUUACAGAAAAUUGUGGACGGACUUCAUUACUACCCCGAAGGUAAAGAAAUCUACUCGACGACGGGCUGUAAAAGAGUGGCCCAAAAAGUGAGUCUGUACAUAGCCGACGAACGAUACACUAAACGUUCAAGUAAAAAGCAUCGCACGGAACUUUAACCUAAUUGUAUUAAUGACCCACUGAAACCAACAUUUCAGCUUAUUGUGACUGAUGUGCUGUUUCAUUCAACGAAAUUGAAACUGUGAUAAAUUAUGCAUUGCAGUAGAUUUUGGCCAUCGUUUUUGUAGAUGGUCUGAAUCGUUAAGUUUUUUAAAAAUGCAAAAUUAAGUAAACUUGUCUUGUCUCCGAG
This is a messenger RNA of Daphnia pulicaria, 1315 nucleotides long. RefSeq names its product torsin-1A-like. The record is from RefSeq and is a predicted model, not a curated record. Bases 81 to 1124 code for a protein of 347 amino acids. NCBI's taxonomy places the organism in Eukaryota, Metazoa, Arthropoda, Branchiopoda, Diplostraca, Daphniidae. Gene Ontology annotation, biological process: cellular response to misfolded protein. The transcript has 6 exons. Gene Ontology annotation, molecular function: ATP hydrolysis activity; ATP binding.